UCUGUGAUUUGUUUUCUAUUCUGUGGUCUUUGACAAAAACAUAUAGGUAAAGAAAAAAGUUCAUUAUAAAAAAAAGGUAAUUAGGUUAAAAAAACCAUAAGAAACUGAACCCCAAGCUAAGAUUUGAAAAAGCGUAUAAGUAAGUUAAAAUAUAGAAUGACUACGAAACGUGUAGACAUUGGUUUUUUAGAAGAAAAGUGUAACUGGCUAUUGCAUCCUAGAUUCUUUCCGAGUAAAGUUGGAGGAAAACCGGCAUGGUUAGACCUAAAAAAUGUACCUGAUUUUGCAAAAUUAACCUGCAAAAAGUGUGAGGAACCUUUAAUUUUUUUAUGUCAGGUAUAUGCACCCUUUGAAGAAAGUGAUGAUUGCUUUCACCGCACAAUAUUCAUAUUUGUUUGUCAAAAAGGUUCUUGCUGCAAAACAAAUUCUGCUGAUAAUUUUAUCAUAUUACGUUGUCAGCUACCACGUAAAAAUGAUUAUUAUUCUUUUGAGCCAUAUGAAGAAAAUGAAAAUGAGUGUUUUCCAAUGGAUAAAUGGGCCAAGUUGUGUAAUGUUUGUGGAAUAAAAGCACCAUCUCACUGUUCCAAAUGCAAAAAAGUUUAUUAUUGUAGUCGCCAACACCAAAUUCUUGAUUGGCAAAAGGGGCACAAAAGUAUAUGCCCUGACCUCCAAAAGAAGUGUGAUCCAUAUUGGAACAAUUUUAAUGUAACUGAGGCUGGACAAUCCUUAUUAUUUAAAGAGUGGGAACUUAUAGUAGAUGAAGAGGAUGAGGAAGAAGUUACAGCGGUAGAUCCAAAUCAAGAAAUGGAAAAACUUAGAAAGAUGAUUGAAGAAAAAAAAGUUGGUACUUUGGGCAAUGUCUCUGAAGGGGAAUUAGAACAAUACACAAGUCCACUACCAGAAGAUAAGUUAUAUAAUAAGUUCAGUAAAAGAAUAGCUAGACAUCCAGGUCAGGUUCUAAGAUAUGAUAAAGGUGGUGCACCUCUGUGGAUCACAGAAAAUAUAGGAAACAUUAAAUCUAUACCAAACUGCCAGUACUGUAAUGGAGACAGACAAUUUGAAUUUCAAAUCAUGCCACAACUGUUGAAUUUUAUUCAUGUUGGAAUUGAAUUGAAUAGUAUAGAUUGGGGUGUGCUAGCUAUAUACACUUGCAAAGGAAGUUGUAAUGAUGGUCCAGCAUAUAAAGAAGAAUUUAUAAUAAAACAAGAUUUAAUUAAUGUAACAGUGUAAUAAAAACGCUAAAAAUAAA
Pararge aegeria (speckled wood butterfly) is the source of this 1249-nucleotide messenger RNA. It is a transcript of the gene Zfrp8, whose product is annotated as programmed cell death protein 2. The transcript is spliced from 6 exons. The record is from RefSeq and is a predicted model, not a curated record. Bases 157 to 1230 code for a protein of 357 amino acids. NCBI's taxonomy places the organism in Eukaryota, Metazoa, Arthropoda, Insecta, Lepidoptera, Nymphalidae. Gene Ontology annotation, cellular component: nucleus; cytoplasm.